AUGGGGCGCGACUUUGUUCGUGAAGGUGUCCGUGCUAUGAUGGCACAAGUAUCCUCAAGUAUCGGCGAAAAUAUUACAGAUUUUCAGAUGGAACUCAAUUAUUUACAAGUUUUCGCCAAUAAAUACAAUCUCCUUUUAAGUAUUCUAAUUUUCGAUCAAGAUAGAAAGGAAAUAAAGACAAUCAAUGGUGCAACCGAUUCACGGGAACAACCGAGAUGUACCUUUAUCGUUCUUGGUAAAGAUCGUCGACACUAUUUUCCACUAUCCAUAAUGAAUAAGAAUAAUCGGGAGUGUACACUCUUUGACAGAAAUGAUGAUUAUCUUUCUGCUCGAUGGAAGGAAUUCAUUCAAUGUUUCAAUCAAUCGGAAUUCAUGAAUUCUGAACAAGUAUCUAUACUGGCAAGCAAUAAUAUUGACAGUUCUGUUUUCAACACCGAAAAGACUAUUGCCGACGGAAUGGAAAUGCAGGAUCAAGUUGGUGAAAUUGUCGCGGCACCAGAAAAACUGGCCAUGCCAGUUGAUUCGUCGAUCGACAGCGACAUGCUGCUUUCUGAUUGUUCAAAUGAUCCAAUAUUGCAUACGAACACACCUAGAAAAACCGAAGAGAUAUAUGAAUUUUGUGUAAGAGACGUUGAAAAAGAUGGUUCAUGUUUGUUCAGGUCAGUUGGACUUGCCCUUGGUAUGGAAGAAAUAUCGAAUGAUGAUCUACGCAGUGCAGUAAUCGGCCAAAUUCAUCAAUCUAAGGAACUCAAAGACGCUAUUCGUAAUGCCAAUCCUAAUGUAACCUGUGAUCAGUAUUGUGAUAGGAUCAAAAAGUCAACUACUUGGGGAGAUGAAAUUGAAAUUCGUGCUAUGGCUUUACUCUAUAAAAAAAUAAUUUGUGUGGUUGAUGUUACUGACGAUAGCGGUGAUGUCUCUGCAGCAUUUUACCCUUAUGGUGUGGAUCUUCCAAAUAUGACACAGUGUAUUUACCUUCGUUACAUUGGAAAAAGUCAUUAUGAUCUUUUGUAUCUCAAGAAGAAAGAUGAUACAAAUUAUAAAGAAACGAUUUUCGGUCGUGAAGAUACUGAUAUACAAGAGCUUCUACAAUCGAGAAAAUCUUCAAAUUCUACAAAUAAUAGUACUACAACGAACGUCGCUUAUUAUCGUGGCAAUGCAACACCAAUAGAGUUUAGAUAUAAAGCACCAAAAAUAAUUAUAGGUCCACAAGAAAAACAACGCGGUCGUCAAAUCAAAGAACUACUUUCAGCAUGCUUACAAGGUGCUCAAGGUGAAAAACGCAGACACAAGCCUAUGAAGUUGAAUAUUGAUGAAAUUCCAAAAGAUGAAGAAGUUUAUCUUGGCAUUGAAGUUCUCACGCAUGAUAACAAACCUCAUCCUUCUAAAAUUAUCCUUCCAAUGGACACAGAGUUAGAUAUCCCUGAUAAUAAAGUCUUUUCAAAAAAUACCGCCAACAAACUGGACUACAUUAAAUUCAAUGACAAAAACUUGACAUGUCACUUUGAUCCGGACACAAAAUGUAUUUACUGGAAGGUUGAUAAACCUGGUUCACUAGAUAUAUCAAUUCGUAUGGUGAAAUUAUAUCAAAGUGAAGAUAAUGGUAUCAAUAAGAACCUUAUUCGAAAAAAAAAAUUAUAUCUAAGCAAAUUAGCUUUCUGGAUGUGCAAGUUAGAAAAUGGAGGUUAUGUCGAUAUUUCUGCCACGACACUUUCUAAUACUAUACAAGAACCAUCGACUGAUAAUAAAAUCGAUGAAAAAAAUGGCGAGUCUGUCACUAAUGAAAAACAAUUACAUGAAUCCAUUAGCGAUGAGCGUGAAUCCUUCGAAUCCAAUACUGAUCAAUUUAUCAUACAGAAAAAUAUCCACACACUUAAUGGUAGUAAUUGGCUUAAUGAUGAAAUUAUUAAUUUCUAUUUGGCUCUAGUGGCACGUGAAAGUGGACAUGAUGGAUACCCACGUGUUUAUGCAUUUAACUCCUUUUUUUAUGAGAAAUUAAAAAACGAUAAACCAGAGCAUAGUAGUUGGUCAGGAUAUAUGGACACGAUUGAUUUUUUCAAUUAUCAUAUCGUUUUGAUUCCGAUUCAUCUUGAAAAUCAUUGGACUUUGGUUACAAUCGAUUUUUCAUCUCAUUGUAUUAGUUAUUACGAUUCAUUAGGUGGAAAAAACGACAAGUGUCUAGAUUUAAUCCAUAAUUUUGUUGAACAUAUGUACGCCAUGAAGAAACUACAAGCCAGUUGGAUAGUUGGAUAUUGGAAAUCGGUACCACAACAGAAGAAUACAAAUGAUUGUGGCGUGUUUAUAUGUCAAUUUGCGAAGUAUCUUGCUCGACAAUGGCUGAUUAAUCUUACUCAAGAAGAUAUGCCUCGAUUUCGACAACAAAUGAUUAACGAAAUCAAAUCGAAUAAACUAAUUGUUCAAUCUCCUCCGUUAACAAUUAUGCCUAUCUCUUGUUCAAUGUAA
Adineta steineri is the source of this 2460-nucleotide messenger RNA. The record is from the annotation of a GenBank genome assembly. Lineage: Eukaryota; Metazoa; Rotifera; Eurotatoria; Adinetida; Adinetidae.